AUGAAUCCAGCUUUCGAAUCUAAACAUUCCAUCCGGAACAUACUUGGAGUCGAUGGUGAUAUUGAAGCUCCGCCAACACCACCCGAUUCUGUUGACUCAAGGUCGCCACACAGCUCACCUCCUCCGAUCCAGAGACCAAAUCAUACAUUUAAGGACCUAAUAAAGAUGGCAAUAAGGAAUUGCCCUCAAAAUGCACUCCCACUCUGUGCGAUUGUAGACUGGAUUAGUCUAAACUUUCCAUAUUACCGGAAAGAAGAUUCUGGCUGGCAGUGUCAGGUGCGACACACUCUAAGCACACUUAAGUGCUUUAAGAAGUUGGUUCGUCCAAUAGGUCAACCGGGGCGUGGAAAUUUUUGGGCUGUGGUGCCUGAUGAUCACCAACCAGUAGUUCCCAUUGCCGUGCCACACGCAGACUUGUACACCGAAGUUUUGAGGAACGGUAUUGCCUGUAAUCAUCCUCAGGCUGAGAACGCUGUGUAUUUUCCCACACCGGAGGAGGCUAGAGCAUACGUAGCAGCAGUGGCGCAGCAGCAGCACGGAUGGUUUCUCCACCAACAGGAACCAUAG
This is a messenger RNA of Ceratitis capitata (Mediterranean fruit fly), 567 nucleotides long. RefSeq names its product forkhead box protein G1-like. Bases 1 to 567 code for a protein of 188 amino acids. The record is from RefSeq and is a predicted model, not a curated record. Lineage: Eukaryota; Metazoa; Arthropoda; Insecta; Diptera; Tephritidae. Gene Ontology annotation, biological process: regulation of transcription by RNA polymerase II. Gene Ontology annotation, molecular function: RNA polymerase II cis-regulatory region sequence-specific DNA binding; DNA-binding transcription factor activity, RNA polymerase II-specific. The transcript has a single exon.